Bursaphelenchus okinawaensis is the source of this 915-nucleotide messenger RNA. Lineage: Eukaryota; Metazoa; Nematoda; Chromadorea; Rhabditida; Aphelenchoididae. The record is from the annotation of a GenBank genome assembly.
AUGAAAUCAAGUAAGUAAGUUAAUUUAGAUACUAUGUAAGGAUAGAAAUACCGUAACGUUUUGCCCAUGGUAAAGAAAGUACCCGAACUGCACCGCUCUAAUUGACUUUAUAGGAAGAUCAGGUAAAUAUAAGAUCUUCAGCAGUGUACCAAAUCCCGCUUUCCAGUCAACCACAAAGAAAUCAACAUCAAAAAAUUACGUUUUGAAUUUCCCGCUAAGUUGGCAUUGUGUUUCAAGCUUAUAAAUUUGUUAUUUUUUGAUUUUUAAGCAUUUUUCUUUUAUAUACUAGUAGAAAAUUUAAAUGAACCUAAAUUUUCAAGUUUGUAAGCGUAGCUUAUCUGGAAAGUCGAAAAAAGUGCUUGAUACGCAAUGCCAAAUCUGCCAAAUUGGCGGUAAAUUCAAACUUUCUUUAACUUACUAGUAGAAAAGCUUUAGAUAGACCUACAUUUUUUUAAUUUGUAAGCGUAGCUUAUACGGAAAGUAAAAAAAACGCUUGAAACACAAUGCCAAAGUUGCUAAAUCGGCGGGAAACUGAACCAUUUAAAAUUUAUAACUCAAAAGCGCGAGCUAAAAUUUCUUAUGAUUACUAUUGGCGGAUAACCAUAGCUUUUUCUAGAAAUUAUACAACUAUUUUUAGCGUUUGGUACAAGCCUAGUCGCACAUGCGCCAGCGUUCAUGUCUGAAGUUGAAAUACUAUCCGCGUUGGCCGAAGAGCAGCAUGAACUUCGAAUUGAAAUCGUUGUAAAAUUUACCACCGAAGAUUACACUAGAUGGUGCCCUCAGCCAACUUUAAAACAAUUGGUAGAAAUUACGGAAAAUGUAACCAAGCUUAGAUUCAAACAACAACGAGCAAAUGAAUAUGUAUGCCAAAGGGAGUUUGGGAGACUUGGCUUCGAGUUUUCCAUCCUUUCUUGA